Drepanopeziza brunnea f. sp. 'multigermtubi' MB_m1 is the source of this 1278-nucleotide messenger RNA. RefSeq lists its product as uncharacterized. Lineage: Eukaryota; Fungi; Ascomycota; Leotiomycetes; Helotiales; Drepanopezizaceae. Gene Ontology annotation, molecular function: cellulose binding. Gene Ontology annotation, biological process: carbohydrate metabolic process. Gene Ontology annotation, cellular component: extracellular region. The record is from RefSeq and is a predicted model, not a curated record.
AUGCCUUCCAUGACUAGAUCCGGCCUGGUGGCCCUUGCGGCCUCGGUCGCUACCGUCUCCGCUCACGGUUACGUCGAAGAGAUUACUGCUGAUGGUGUCGCUCACGAGGGAUACAUCAUGACCACCUACCCUUACAUGAACCCCCCAAAGGAUAGCCCUGCCUGGUCCGAAACGGCCGUAGAUUCCGGUUACGUGGGUUCCAAUGAUUUCGCGUCGCCGGACAUCAUCUGCCACAAAGAGGCCAAGAACGCCGCCCUUUCCAUUCCCGUCGCGGCUGGUGGGGAGGUCUCCAUGCGCUGGAAUACCUGGCCUGAAUCGCACAAGGGCCCCGUGCUCUGGUACAUGGCCAACUGUGGUGGCUCGUGCACCACGGUCGACAAGACCACCCUGGAGUUCUUCAAGAUCGCCGAGGCCGGUCUGGAAGGGGGCGUCUGGGCUACCGAUGCCAUGAUGGCCAACGGCUUGACCGCAAGCGUGACCAUCCCGGCUGGCAUCGCUGCGGGCAACUAUGUCAUCCGCCACGAGUUGAUCGCGCUGCACGGCGCCGGCGGUGAGGGUGGUGCCCAGUCCUACCCGCAGUGCGUCAACCUCGAGGUCACGGGAGGCGGAUCUGAUAAUCCACCUGGAGUCCUCGGAACUGCUCUCUACACUUCCACCGACCCUGGUAUCCUGUUCAGCCUCGCCGAGUCGACCUACCCCAUUCCCGGCCCGCCUGUCUACGGAGGAAGUGGCUCAACGCCCCCUACCUCUCCCCCAACCACCCCAGAGCCCGUGACCCCCGUGACCCCCCCGGAGACCGACCCCGAGAAGAAGGAGACCGAACCCGAGAAGAAGGAGACUGCUCCAAAGACCAUGGUCACGAAGACCCGCCCCGCCUCCGUUGCCACCCCUGCCCCCGGUGGCGAAGGGGAGAAGUCCACUCCCGGGGGCCAGGGCACGUACACUCCCGGAGGCCAGGGCACGUCCACUCCCGGAGGCCAGGGCACGUCCACUCCCAAAGGCCAGGGCAAGUCCUGCAAAAAGGGCAAGAAGGCCAAGGGUACGUCCGGUAGCACCGGUAGCACCGGUAGCACCGGCGGUGGCAGUACCGGCGGUGGCAGUACCGGCGGUGGCAGCACCGGCGGUGGCAGCACUGGCGGUGGCAGUACCGGCGGUGGCAGCACCGGUGGCACCGCUGGCCUCUACGCUCAAUGCGGAGGCGAAGGCUACUCCGGCCCAACCAACUGCGCGUCCGGCACCUGCACCAAGCUCAACGACUACUACAUGCAAUGCUUGUAG